CUUGCAUUCCUAUCGUCUAACGAGCAAAAAUGACAACAGAGGCUAACCGUGACGAAGCUCGAAAAUGUGUGUUGUUAGCCAGGCGGUGCCUGGACGCGGGCGAACUGGACAAGGCGGAACGCUAUGCACACAAAGCGCAGCGCUUAUAUGCCAGCAUGGAGGCGCAAGCUGUGCUAGAAGCAAUUGAGGCGGCUCGUGCGUCGGGUAAAGGCGAGGGCCCCUCAACCAGCGCCGGGGCGCAGCAGCACCAGGCCAAUGGUCACCACCGGCCAUCGGCGAGCAAGCCCGCCGCGCACGGGGGCCCGCACCUGCCGCACCGGCCAGCGAAACCGAAGCCGGUCGAGGACCCGGGCACGCCGGAGCAGAAGGCGCUGGUGGCCGAGGUGCUGAAGGCGAAGGACUUUUACGAGGUGUUGGGGAUAACCAAAGACGCCACGGAUGACGAUAUCAAGAAGGCAUACCGCAAGCUGGCUCUGAAGCUGCACCCCGACAAGAACAAGGCGCUGCACAGCGACGAGGCGUUCAAGGCCGUGUCCAAGGCCUUCAACUGCCUUAGCGACGGCGACAAGCGGGCCUAUUACGACCGCACAGGGCACGAGAGCAGCGCCGCGGCGGCGGCAGCGGCCGCUGCGCAGCGGGCGGGCGGCGCGGGUCCAGGUCCAGGUGGCGCCUACUAUUACACCACUAGCACAGAGGACUUUGACCCGGAGGAGCUGUUCAACAUGUUCUUCGGGGGCGGCCUGGGCGCGCAUGCUUUUCGCGCACAGUUCGGUGUGCCGCGCCAGCGGCGGCACGGCCACGCGCACGGCGGGCACCACCAUGGCGGGGGGCACGCGCAGGGCGGCGGGCAGGCGCAGGGCGGUGGCGGCGGCACGGCAGCGGCGGACCAGCAGCAGCGCGCCGCCAUGCUGGGGCUGCUGCAGCUGAUGCCCAUCCUGCUCAUCCUCGUCUUUACCUUCUUCCAGAGCAGCCAGUCGCCGCCGUACAGCCUGGUGCAGGAAUCGGCCUACAAGGUGGAGCUGCUCACGCAGCGCCUGUCCAUCCCCUUCUACGUCAAGUCGGUGCCGGAGCUGGAGCGGGCGUACCCCGCGGGCAGCAGCGCGAGAUACAGGCUGGAGCGGCAGGUCGAGAGCGCCUACUACGAGCGGCUGGAGGCGCGCUGCCAGCAGGAGCGCCUUAUGCGGCACAGAGCCUGGAGCUGGGGCAACCGGGAGCAGGCGCGAGCGAUGAAGCUGGAGGCGUGCGAAGAGAUUGAGCGAGUGAACGAGAAGCUGGGCAUGCGGCGGCCGGUCGGGUACUAGCACGCUCGGCAGUGCCGCAUAGAGAAGCAGCCAGGCGCAGUGCAGUGGUCGUGUGGGUGCGGGUUGCGAAACCCCCUUCUAUUGUGAGGGUACUUAAGGCUAAGGCUAUAUGCAGAGGCACGGCUGGCAAUAGAUGUGCGACGGGACAGGGUAAAGGCAGGAUGGCGAAGUCCUGUAGGGUGCAGCGUAUUCCCAGACCCCAACACACAGCAGGCAAUUUACAAUGUCGAGGCAUGAGCGCGUGGCAAUAGAGUGGUGGGGGGCGACCAUGUCUCCGCCUAUGGAUGUCUGAGUAAUGUGCCACACACCCUGUGUCACGUCGUCAGUAGUCUUGCGCAGGUGAUGCCUGUGUGGGCCGCCGUGCCACUCGGGUUGAUGGGCACUGGCUGGCUAUCGCACUGCCACAAAUGCCUUGUAACGGCACCGUAAU
This is a messenger RNA of Chlamydomonas reinhardtii, 1731 nucleotides long. RefSeq lists its product as uncharacterized. Gene Ontology annotation, cellular component: endoplasmic reticulum membrane. Gene Ontology annotation, biological process: cellular response to misfolded protein. Bases 156 to 1301 code for a protein of 381 amino acids. The record is from RefSeq and is a predicted model, not a curated record. Gene Ontology annotation, molecular function: Hsp70 protein binding. Lineage: Eukaryota; Viridiplantae; Chlorophyta; Chlorophyceae; Chlamydomonadales; Chlamydomonadaceae. The transcript is spliced from 11 exons.